Calidris pugnax (ruff) is the source of this 1517-nucleotide messenger RNA. RefSeq names its product WAS/WASL interacting protein family member 2 (gene WIPF2). Lineage: Eukaryota; Metazoa; Chordata; Aves; Charadriiformes; Scolopacidae. The transcript is spliced from 8 exons. The record is from RefSeq and is a predicted model, not a curated record. Gene Ontology annotation, molecular function: actin binding. The coding region runs from base 123 to 1451 and encodes 442 amino acids.
GCCGGACGGCGCCGCGGGGCCGCGUUUCCGGGUGCGGCGGGAGGAGGCCGCGGGCGGCGGGCAUGAGUGACCAGGCUUGUCCCCAGCGCUGAGCAGCCGGAGCCACCGGGAGCCGGGCCAGGAUGCCGAUCCCUCCUCCUCCCCCGCCGCCGCCGCCUGGCCCCCCGCCGCCUCCCACCUUCAGUCAGGCCAACACAGAGCCCCCGAAACUGAGCCGAGAGGAGCAGCGGGGCCGUGGGGCUCUCCUGCAGGACAUCUGCAAAGGGACCAAGCUAAAGAAAGUGACACAAAUCAAUGACCGGAGCGCACCCAUCCUAGAGAAACCCAAGGGUGGCAGCGGCAGCUACGGCUCUGGCUCAGCUGCCAUCCAGCCCAAGGGCGGCCUCUUCCAAGGCGGAGUGCCCAAGCUCAGACCUGUGGGAGCCAAGGACAGCUCAGACACCUCCACUAAGCAGACCCUGCAAGUCCCCGGUGCCAGAGCAGCCGCCCCCAGGCCCCCGGUACUGGCCAACAACAACCGACCUCAAGAUGAUGCCGACAACAACCGGGGUUCUCCCCCGGAGCUGCCGCGCACCCAGAGGCCCUCCCUGCCGGAUCUCUCCCGGCCCAACACCGCCGGCAGCACCGGCAUGAAGCACAGCUCGUCCGCCCCGCCGCCCCCUCCGCCGGGACGCCGUGCCGCCGCGCCGCCCGCUCCCCCGCCGGCACACGGCGCCAAGGUCUCUUCCUACAACCGGGAGAAGCCCCUGCCACCCACCCCGGGACAGCGACUGCCCGUGAGCAGGGACGGACCCCCAGCCCCACCACCCAUCAAGCCCCCUCCUUCCCCAGUCAGUAUCCGAACGGGGUCGGGGGCUCAGGGCCAGUCUCUCGCCCCCCCGCCACCCCCUUAUCGGCAACCCCCCGGUGUCCCCAACGGCCCUUCCAGCCCCAUCAACGAAUCCGCCCCGGAGCUGCCACAGAGACACAACUCCUUGCACAGGAAGACGCCGGGCCCUUUGCGGGGUCUUGCGCCCCCACCUCCCGCUUCAGCCUCCCCCUCUCUCCAGAGCAGUCGCCCCCCUCCGCCGGCCAGAGACCCCCCCAGCCGGGGAGCAGCCCCACCGCCCCCUCCGCCGAUGCUGCGAAACGGGGGGCGGGAUGCCCCCCCACCUCCGCCCCCCUACAGACUGCACGGCUCCACCGAGCCCCCCAGCCGAGGGAAGCCACCGCCACCCCCCACGAGGACACCGGCCGGGCCACCACCGCCACCUCCCCCGGUGCGCAACGGGCACCGGGACUCCAUCUCCACCGUCAGAGCAUUCCUGGAUGACUUUGAAUCCAAAUACUCCUUUCAUCCCGUCGAAGACUUCCCAGCCCCAGAAGAAUAUAAAUACUUCCAGAGAAUCUACCCCAGCAAAACAAACAGAGCUACGCGCGGGGCCCCCCCUCUGCCCCCCAUCCCCAGGUGAAAGUGGGCUGCGCAGGCGGAUUGUUCCUGAGCGGAGAGACGGACCUCCUUCCUCUUCCUCAGCCGG